Sciurus carolinensis (gray squirrel) is the source of this 493-nucleotide messenger RNA. RefSeq names its product C-type lectin domain-containing protein 141-like. The record is from RefSeq and is a predicted model, not a curated record. The transcript has 4 exons. The coding region runs from base 75 to 344 and encodes 89 amino acids. Lineage: Eukaryota; Metazoa; Chordata; Mammalia; Rodentia; Sciuridae.
UGGAAUCCUGGAGUUAGCACCUUGCCUUCUCCUGGUGUUUGUUGUUUAUGCUUCUUGAUCUUUAAUUCACCACCAUGAAGUUUUUGACCCUCCUUGCAUUGCUGGGAGUUUUUACUAUCCUGGUCUCUGCUGAGAAUACAACAGAUUCAUCUGAUGCUGCUACUGCUACCACCUCUGAGGCUGCUGACUCCACUUCGGAUGAGGCCACCACAGUUGCUGAUACCACGGAUGAGGCCACCACCACCACCACCACCACCACCACCACCACCCCAGCUACUACCACUAAGCAACCAAAUUUAUUUACACGCCUUGUCAGUGCCCUCAAAGAUCGUUUAAGUGGCUGAGAUGAAAUGAAUUUGCAGUCUCUGUGACUGGGCCUUUUCCGGUUAGACCAGAGCAUACCUUCAUUUUAUUUCACCAGACUUUACAUGAUCCUGUAUUUCCCUCUUUCUAAUUAGAUUAUCUUUGUUUCCAAAUAAAUAAUAGUAAGCAA